This is a messenger RNA of Knipowitschia caucasica, 1293 nucleotides long. Lineage: Eukaryota; Metazoa; Chordata; Actinopteri; Gobiiformes; Gobiidae. The record is from the annotation of a GenBank genome assembly.
AUGGACGCUAGUGGAAGAGGAUUUGAAGUUGGAAAAAUUACAAUGUAUUGUCCUUUUUGCGGUUCGGGAAUAAACCCCGAAACGACAUUCUGUAGUUCGUGUGGAAAGAAUAUAACAUUCCUGCGUGAUGUCCAAAAACCAAGCACAAGUCAGGGAGGCAUAAAAGAAGAGGGUGCACUGGAGUCGUUCCGGAAUUUCAGGAUAUCAAAAGAGAAGGAGAGGCAAUUAAGUUUCAAAAAGAAAAAAGAACCGCUGAAAGAAAACCUUGUGAAGAUUUCGGUAGGCCUUAUGCGACUGAAAGAUGGAGUCUUGAGUCCUAUGAGAGGAAUGACACUCCCCCUUUCACUCAAACCAAGCUCAGAUGCCAAAGAAUUGCAAAAUGCGGCACUGCAAAAAUUGAAGGCCUUCAACAAAAACUUACCUCCUGGUCCCCACUUUCUGGUGUAUCCUGAUGGUACAAAGAUAGUAAAUAUACCAGGAACAAACACCCCAUUCUCUGUAAAAGACUACAAGGAGGCAGUGGGGAAAGCGUACCAACGCAUCACAGUGUACAUUUGUACAGUUGAAGAUUUCAUGACCUGUUCUCAGGAGGCCACCACAGAUUCCGAGGAGUCCGAUUCAGAGGUGAUCAUCAUGAGCAGUAAGCAAGUUAGCCAGGCUGAAGCUGCCACUGCCGAACAUGAUUAUGCGGCACAUCCACCCCCAGGUGCGCUUGAUAAAGCCCUUGAGACAAUCAAGGAGUUGGAAGCCAGGCUGGAGAAGAUGGAUUUGGUUGCAGUGGGAAUGAAGGAGCAGCUCAUUGCUGACAUGUUUAAAGUGAGCAUUUCUACUGUCAGCCGAGUGACCAUCACAUGGGCCAACUACCUUUUCAUUGUGUUCUCGUCAAUUAACAUGUGGAUUAGUCGGGAGAAGGUGAAAGCCAGCAUGCCUCAAAGAUUUGUGAAGCGCUCUCCAAAUGUGCGUGUCAUCCUGGACUGCACAGAAGUUGCUUUAGAGGGGGCAUCAUCACUAACUUUACAGUCUGAAACCUUCUCUGCGUACAAGAACCGCACCACUCUGAAAGGGCUGAUCAGAGUUGCUCCCAAUGGGUUGGUGACGUUUAUAUCACAGCUGUACACUGGCUGCAUCUCCGACAAAGAGAUCACUAAAAUCAGUGGAAUUCUUCCGCUGCUGGAGCCAGGAGAUGAAGUCAUGGCAGAUAAGGGCUUCCUCAUUCAAGACCUCCUUGAUGAAGUUGGGGCCAAACUCACAAUGCCACCUUUUCGACAUCCUGCUGCAGGCACAGGUCAUUAA